Naegleria fowleri is the source of this 597-nucleotide messenger RNA. RefSeq lists its product as uncharacterized. Gene Ontology annotation, biological process: glutathione metabolic process. Gene Ontology annotation, molecular function: glutathione transferase activity. Bases 1 to 597 code for a protein of 198 amino acids. The transcript has 3 exons. Lineage: Eukaryota; Heterolobosea; Eutetramitea; Acrasida; Naegleriidae. The record is from RefSeq and is a predicted model, not a curated record.
AUGGUCUACGAAUUAACUUACUUUAACAUUCCAGGUAGAGCUGAAGCAAUCAAACUCAUUGCCGAAGUUGGAGGUGUUCCCUACACUUUCAAGCCAGUCAGCUUCCAAGAGUGGCCACAAUUAAAGCAACAAACCAAGUAUGGCCAACUCCCCUUCUUAAAGUCAUCUGACAAUCCAGACUUCGAGUUGUGCCAAUCGAUCGCAAUCGCUCGAUUCGUCGCUCGUGAAGGUAAUUUGUAUCCAUCCUCCAACAUUGAUGCAUCAUUCUCUGAUGAAUAUGUCAACACCAUCAAGGAUUUGAAUGAUGCUUACUUCAAGGCAUUCUUCAGUCCAAACAAGGAUGAAGAUCUAAAGAAAUACUACGAAGGACCAUUCGUUCAGAUUUUGAAGGCUCUCGAAAAGGAAGUCAAACCAUCCGGAUAUCUUGUUGGCGACUCUCUUACUUGGGCAGAUUUGUUCUUGUUCGAUUUGUUGUCUGGUAUUGGAAAGGGUCAAGAUUUGACCGCUUAUCCAAAGCUUGCUGCCUUGAAGGAAACUGUCGCAAAGAAUCCAAAGGUAGCUCAGUAUUAUGAAUCCGACAGAAACUUGAGAAAGUAA